Aspergillus caelatus is the source of this 715-nucleotide messenger RNA. RefSeq names its product putative mitochondrial carrier protein. The transcript is spliced from 2 exons. Gene Ontology annotation, biological process: transport. NCBI's taxonomy places the organism in Eukaryota, Fungi, Ascomycota, Eurotiomycetes, Eurotiales, Aspergillaceae. The coding region runs from base 188 to 655 and encodes 155 amino acids. The record is from RefSeq and is a predicted model, not a curated record. Gene Ontology annotation, molecular function: transmembrane transporter activity.
CCAGCUGGACUGUGUCGUCUCCGACUGAGUUUAUCAAAUGCCGAACGCAACUUGACACACGCCCGGGAGUGUCUUCUUGGACCAUGACCAGAGAUAUUGUCAGGACCCUUGGCUGGAGGGGGCUUUAUUUCGGAGGAGCCAUAACCUGUGCUCGAGACUCUAUUGGCUAUGGAUUUUAGUACGCACAAUGUUUCCCCGGAUCUCCCCCCGCAUGUUCUACUUUGAGCGCACCAUUUACUUAUAUCGACACAGUUUUUGGACUUAUGAGUAUUGUAAACGUCUGAUGGCCUCUAAGGACGACGAUGCACAGCAGGCGGCAAUGAAAGUACUCCUGUGCGGUGGUGUUGCUGGAGUAGCUACGUGGGCUUCAGUUUAUCCGUUGGACAUGAUCAAGACCAGAUUGCAGGCGCAGGGGCUCCCAUCACGCCCUGAAGACCAGCCUCUGGUGCAGUCUCGAAAUGAUAGACGGACACUGAACAGCUUUCAGCUCGCUAGGGAGACAUAUCGGACAGAAGGGCUGAAGGCCUUCUAUCGUGGGUUAGGAAUAUGCAGUGUAAGAGCAUUCAUAGUAAAUGCUGUUCAGUGGGCAAGUUACGAGUGGCUCAUGAGGUAUCUCAACAACCCAUGGAAUCAGACACAUGCACAAGUUUCAUAAAUAGGGAUAUACUCCGGAGUAGAUUGUCUACAAAAAUUAAGUUAUGUCCAUGUAUUGCGA